GUGUACAAGAGAAGAUGGUAUGUUUUAGUGAUGUUUGGUUUCUUUGCUGCAAGUCAGAAUUUAAUCUGGAAUACUUGGGGACCAAUAGCUGAUUCAGCCACGGAAGCGUUUGGUUGGUCCAACGCUGAUAUUGGUCUCUUAACAAACUGGGGGCCGAUCUCGUAUUUAAUCAGCGGAGUUUUCUUUUCUUGGAUGAUAGACGUUAAAGGUUUGCGUGUAGCGUGUGUAGUCAGCUGUUUUCUGGUGACGGUUGGUGCUGGGUUACGAUGUAUUACCUCUACUCCACCACUCUCUACAUGGUCAGUGUUAUUCUUAACCCUUAGAAAACUGAGUGUAAAUAACGUAGAACUCUCGCAAUGA
Lottia gigantea (owl limpet) is the source of this 360-nucleotide messenger RNA. RefSeq lists its product as hypothetical. The record is from RefSeq and is a predicted model, not a curated record. The annotation marks the transcript as partial. Lineage: Eukaryota; Metazoa; Mollusca; Gastropoda; Lottiidae. The transcript has 2 exons. Gene Ontology annotation, cellular component: membrane; intracellular membrane-bounded organelle.